AUGAUGAAAGUUGUGUUAAAGUUGGAAAUAAAUGAAGACAGAAUGAAGCAAAAAGCAAUGAAGGCAGUCUCUGGGCUUUCAGGGGUUGAGUCAGUUUCAAUGGACAUGAAAGACAAGAAAUUAACCUUAAUAGGAGAUAUCGAUCCAGUAUGUGUAGUUGCUAAGCUAAGGAAGUUUUGUCAUGCUGAAAUCAUUUCUGUUGGACCAGCUAAAGAGGAAAAGAAAGAAGAACCUAAAAAAAAGGAAGAUGAUAAGAAAGAAAAUGUGAUUAUUAAUCCUUUCAUGUUCUAUGGAACACAUGGCUAUUACAAUCAUCAAAUGAAACCACAAUACAAUCCUUAUUACAGUGCUGUUAGUGUUGAAGAGGAUCCUAAUAGCUGUGUCAUCAUCUAA
Molecule: messenger RNA, 393 nt
Organism: Vicia faba (fava bean)
Lineage: Eukaryota; Viridiplantae; Streptophyta; Magnoliopsida; Fabales; Fabaceae
Source: the annotation of a GenBank genome assembly